Paramecium tetraurelia is the source of this 1410-nucleotide messenger RNA. RefSeq lists its product as uncharacterized. The record is from RefSeq and is a predicted model, not a curated record. Lineage: Eukaryota; Ciliophora; Oligohymenophorea; Peniculida; Parameciidae. The transcript has 3 exons.
AUGUCCAAUGAAGCAGUUGCUGGUUUCAUAGCCAUCAAAACCCUACAGAAUCGACCAUUACGCUAUUUUGAUGCCAAUUUCAAUGAAUUCAGAGAUAAAAAUAUGACCAUGUACAUCCAAAAGAAAUACGCCGAUCUCAAAAGUUGUAUUUAUCAAACAAACAAUCUAGAACGAACUGGAGUACCAGAACUCCCAAUCCAAACAUUUACAACCACACAAUUGUAGAUCAAACCCAAAGCUAAUGACGGAUUAAAAGAAGUGAAAGCUAAUUAUGAAUUGGAUGAAAAGGUUAUAGAAAUCAUGCAGAAAGUCAUAGAUCAAGAGGAAUUAGAAGGCAUUCUAUCCUAAUGUCAGGGCUAAUCUAAUACGAACAAAUAAAAAAAUUGGAAAAAAAAGGCAAUAUCUGUUCCCCAGAAAUUAGCACUACUUAUGAAUGAUCAAAUUGAACAAAGAGAUUUGGAUACGCUUUUUGAUCAAUAUCAAAGAUAAAAUCUCAAAUCUUCUUUGGAUGAACUCAAGAUGUCAGUCAAGGACCCCAAAUUGAUCUACAAAAAAUUAGGCAAAGAAGGAUUUCAAAAAGUUGAAUUUAAUGACUAAGAACAAGUUAACUUUUUUAUGAAGAAGUUAUGUGAGGAAUAAAAAUUAGAUGCGUGUUCAGUUUUGGAAAUCAAAAAUGAUAAUAUUAAAUUCAAGGAAGAUGCAUGUGAUGAAGUGGAGAGAUGGAGGAAUAUCGUUUAGAAGCGUAUUACGCAAGAAUAGAUGUAAAAGAUUUUAGCUGAUGAAGAGAUGAAAUAAAACAAACAACUAGUUCAAAUAUUCAAAGAUACAAGGAUUGAUCAAUUCGAUCCUGACUUUUUUAAGAAGAAAGUUAAAGGCAAAACCAUGAAAAGAGUCAAUGAAGCAUAAGAUACUCAAUAUCACAAGUUCUUUGUUUAAACAGAUACAAAUAAAAAUACAUUCGGAAAGGAGGAUUUCCUGAGAAAGAAGUUUGAUUAUACAACACCUAAAUCUAAAGUUGAGAGCACUCUCAGAUCCACCAGACCUACUACCAGUGUUAGUAGAUCCCAUAGAGUGUUGCAUAGAUCUGAUAUUGAAUUCAAUAAGUUUAUCAAGUAAUGCAAUGUUGUAGAACAGACUUUUCAACAAAGCAAUACGAAACUAAAUGAGAGAUUUCAGUAGUUGGAUAAAAUGAUGGAUAAAGCAUGUCAAUAUUUAGAAGAUGAUAAACCGUAAGAGGAAAAAGAACCAAAUCAAGAUUUUGAGAGAUUUAAGAAGUAACGUCUAUUCAAAAAGAAAUUCGUUACUUAUCUAAUUGACAAAGUAGAAAAGCAGUCAGAUCUACUGAGUUAAAAGAUUAAAACUGUAUAAUCAAGAAGAUUGAUCGAAAAGGUCCUCUCUGAAAAUUUAUGA